This is a messenger RNA of Alternaria arborescens, 2529 nucleotides long. RefSeq lists its product as hypothetical. Gene Ontology annotation, molecular function: ferric-chelate reductase activity. The record is from RefSeq and is a predicted model, not a curated record. Lineage: Eukaryota; Fungi; Ascomycota; Dothideomycetes; Pleosporales; Pleosporaceae. The transcript has 2 exons. Bases 1 to 2529 code for a protein of 842 amino acids. Gene Ontology annotation, cellular component: plasma membrane. Gene Ontology annotation, biological process: intracellular iron ion homeostasis; iron ion transport; copper ion import.
AUGCCGGUUAUUCGGGAAGCUCUCGUGGAGCGGACGGGUGUGGCCAUGGAGCAGCUGGGCGUGGUAGUGUCACACGCCGAGCGAGACAUUGUCGAAUCGGUCUCAGCAUUACUACGACGUGUAAACAUACCUUUCAACAGCACAAGCCCAGCUGGAUUGAUAGAAGCCAACACCGUCGAUCCAUGGAACAAAAGCGGCAAAUAUGCGCUCGCAUAUGUCUACUUUUGUAUACCUCUGCUGGUCAUCGCAGCCCUGAUGCGAUACUAUCAUUUAUUCACGGAUAAGAUCCGGACAGCACUACACCAAGAAGAGGUAUUACAGUCCUCGACGACAUCCUCUCCCGACACAGAUUACGAGAUGUCGGUACUUGAUACUGACAAGUCCACCAUGAAGUUCUUCCCACGCGAAGGCCCGCUACCCAGUGCGCCAAAACAACAAUCCAGCGUUUCUUCUUUCGGGCCGAUCAACAACAUUAUAGCGUUUUUCCGGUUCAUCUUCUACCGGCCGAUUCCACAGAUCAGAGUCAAGAAGGGAUGGAGGCCAAUCGUGUUCCCUUCCUUGGCUGUUAUCGUGAUUGUACUCCUAGCCUUGCUCCUGGGAGUCCUCUACUGCACCCUUCCACAGCCGCUAUUCUGGGACAGUAUCGCUUAUGGCUCACCUCCAUUGGCAGUUCGCUCCGGCAUGAUGGCUGUGGCACUGAUGCCAUGGAUCGUGGCACUUGCGACUAAAGCGAACCUCAUCUCAAUGGUGACGGGCAUCAGCCACGAGCGAUUGAAUGUGUUCCACAGAUGGGCAGCAUAUAUUUGCCUCGUGUUGAGCAUCUUGCACACUGUACCCUUCUACGUCACCCCAGUCUGGGAGAAGGGUGCACAUCAGGCAUUCCAGCAGCUGCUCAAUCAACAGAGCGGAAUGUACAUCUAUGGCACUGGUAUCGCAGCACUCGUUCCCUUGUGCUUCCUCUGCACGCAUUCGAUUGCGCCCCUACGCCACCGAAUGUACGAACUGUUCGUGGCCCUGCACGUGCCCGUUGCCAUUGUCUUCCUCGGAAUGAUGUUCUGGCAUUGCAACAACUACCUAACAUCAUGGCACUACCUGCUUUCCACUUUGGGCAUCUGGCUACUGUCCUACUUCAUGCGGCUGUUCUAUCUGAAUUGGACUCGUCCAGGUCAACUGUCAUGGCUUAUUGGCGACGAGGCUGCCGUGACGCUCAUGCCAGAGAACGCUAUCAAGAUUACUAUUCCAACCCGAAUGAGGUGGAGACCUGGACAGUAUGUUUAUCUUCGCAUGCCUGGUAUCUCAGUGUUUGAAAAUCACCCCUUCACCAUCGCUUCACUAUGCAGUGAAGACUUUCCAUCUGAAUAUGGCGAGGGCUACCGGGAUAUGGUUCUCGUCUUCCGCCCGUUCGGUGGUUUCACAAAGAAGGUUCUUCAGAACGCUCUCGACCAUGGCCCAUGGCACACAUACCGUGCCUUUGUUGAUGGUCCAUAUGGAGGUAUGCAACGGCGCAUUGAAGCCUUCGAUGACGUCGUACUCAUUGCAGGAGGUAGUGGCAUCACUGCCAUUGUCUCGCAGCUGCUCUCCCUUAUCAAGAAGAUGCGCGAUGGCAAAGCUGUCACGCGCAAAAUCCACGUGAUUUGGGCCCUCAAGCGUCCUGAAACCAUGGAGUGGUUCAAGGAAGAAUUGCGCAUCUGCCGUGAAUAUGCGCCACCCGAGACCGUACAGUGUCAAUUCUACAUCACCGCUGCGAAACGUAACCCAGGCGGUGGACUUGUCAGCGCGAAAACACCUACUCGUCCAGUGUCGCUGUACUUCCACGACAAGGUCAACGAUGCUUUCCAGAACAUUGCCGACCACCGCCUUUCGGGUCUUUCGGGUGUCUCCUCAAAGCGACACUCCGCUCUCAUCCGCGAUGAAGCGCAGGGAGAUCCUGAGAAGGAGUCUGAGCUGCGUCGCGAGAACGAAGAUAGUAUUACGGCACUUCCUCAGGCGCACAUGGUCCCCGUCAAUAGGGGCCACCUCGCACCACCACGCUCAAGCUACAACAGCGGGCGAAACUCUGCCGAAUCAGCAGACAGCUCGAACCCGGAUAUGAUAGCGCCUGCGCCACGUGGCCUUGCUGCUCGACGUCAAGAGCGCAACCUCUCUCUGGACAUCAAUCAAGCCGUCUCCGCAGGCUCCGGCGCCAUAAAUCCAGAUAUAAUCCACAAUCCCACCGAAGGCGCCCAAGGCUUCGAUUUUGGCUUCCCAUCAACACCCACUGAGUUCCAAAAGAAUCUGAUGCGUUUUGCAUUCCUGCCUGCAGCUGUCAAGAAAAAGGACGGCUGGAGCACUGAAUAUGGACGCCCGGAUAUACCGUAUUUACUCAAAGGACUGAGCAAAAACUUUGGGCGCAGAACGUGUGUGUUUGUUUGUGGGCCACCCACCAUGCGCAUUAGCGUGAGUGAGACGAUUGCGCAAAUGCAGAGGAGUGUAUGGAGUGAUAGUGGGCGGGACGAGAUUUUCCUCCACGCCGAGAACUACGCCUUAUAA